This is a messenger RNA of Numida meleagris (helmeted guineafowl), 6781 nucleotides long. RefSeq names its product zinc finger C2HC-type containing 1A (gene ZC2HC1A). The transcript has 10 exons. NCBI's taxonomy places the organism in Eukaryota, Metazoa, Chordata, Aves, Galliformes, Numididae. The coding region runs from base 23 to 1240 and encodes 405 amino acids. The record is from RefSeq and is a predicted model, not a curated record.
UCCUGCCCGCUCCGACCGCCCAAUGGGAGCGGCGGAUGUUAGCGAGCCGGGAGGUGGCGGCGUUGCCACAGCAGCGGCGGUGGAGCGGAGCUGGGUUGGGCGCUGGCAGUCGGGACGCGCCAUGGAAGGGCUGGAAGGUGAGGUUGCAGUGCAAACUGGAGAUCUGUUGCCAUGUAGGAUUUGUGGAAGGACUUUCUUUCCAGCAGCACUGAAGAAGCAUGGACCCAUUUGCCAAAAAACUUCUGCCAAGAAAAGGAAGACAUUUGAUUCCAGCAGACAGAGAGCAGAAGGAACUGACAUUCCCACAGUAAAACCUCUUAAGCCACGGCCAGAACCCCCCAAAAAACCAUCCAACUGGAGACGAAAGCAUGAGGAAUUCAUAGCAACUAUACGAGCAGCCAAAGGACUUAAUCUCAAAGACGGUGGAAAACUCCCUCCACCGCCUCCGCCAUCAUAUGACCCUGAUUACAUUCAGUGUCCGUAUUGUCAGAGGAGAUUUAAUGAAAAUGCAGCUGACAGACAUAUCAAUUUCUGUAAGGAACAAGCAGCACGUAUUACCAAUAAGGGGAAGCUGGCAGCUGAUACCAAAGGGAAGGUUCCUACUCGAACACAGUACAAGCCUGCUGCAGUUAAGAAGAUGCCUUCUGCAGUGUCAGCACCACCAUCAUCAUCACGUCUACCACAGCCAAGUGGUGUUAGCAAAACAGUUGUAGGUUCCUCUUCAAGUAAAGCAUUGUCUUCAUCUGGAUCCACUGGCAGCAAAAUUCAGUCAUUAUCGCCAGCUCAUAAAAACUCCUUGGGAAUGGUGAACCCACAAGCAGGUAGUAAGAUGGACAAGUUAGGCCCACCACUGCGAACUGGAAGAGAUGUGCAAAAGUUUUAUGACACUGAUACAAAAACAGGCAGUACCAUCAAAAGACCAAAUGAAUUGUUGCCUAUAAAGAAAGGUGCGACAAAAACAAGGAUAUCAACCCCUCCUAGCGUGGCAAGAACUAUGAGCACGGGUGCUCUAUCAAACAAAAGAAAAACUAGUAAUUCAGACGGUUACUCAAGGUCUGAUGGUAAAACUGGGAAUGACACUGCUGACUACCUAUCCUCAGUCAAUGGGGGAAGUUCAAAAAACAGUGAAGGAAAUUCAUCUGUACAGUUAUCUAAAUUUUGCCAUGAAUGUGGAACAAAGUAUCCUGUGGAAUGGGCGAAGUUCUGCUGUGAGUGUGGGAUUCGAAGAAUGGCUGUGUGAACACAUUCUUAAAAGCAAAGAGAAAAGGAGAUCUUGAAAGCAUAUGCUAUGUGCUGCUGCAUGGAAAGCUAAAACACUCAUUUGAGUUAGGCUUCAUCCUGCAAACAUGUUGAAGCAUCACAUAAUUUUCUGAGUGCAAUCUGCUGGUUACAUAGUAAUUUAUAUAUAAAUAUGUAUACUGUAUAUAAAAGUAACAGGUACCUAAAACUGUGCCAUUCAAGGAAAUACUCUUUAAUCUCAGCUGGAAAUAUUUUAAAUUAGGGUACAAAUGUGUUAAGUAACUUAAGUAGUGGAAGUGGUUCAGUGUUACUUUUCUUAUAUAGUCCUCUAGAAAUUAUUUAAGUCACUCACCCAUAGGGAACUAGCCAUGAAGAACUUCUGCGUCAUAAGUUUCUCUGUGGAGGCAUUUUCUUCAUGUGAUAGUAACUAGAUGCUAUCUGUGUUCUAAGUGAAAACAACAUGAACAACUCCCUAUAAAUUCCUUGUUACAAGUGCAAAAAGACUGGAGCCCUUUUAUCUCUUUAUUGUAAUACCUUCAGUGAACUUUCCAGUUACUUGCAGGAAUUUUUUUAAUGAUUCAAAUAGGAAAAGGUCUGGAAGUUCCAUUCACAUCUAAGAAAAUCAAAAGUUGUGGUUGUUACUCUGCCCGUUCUGUUUUUGAAUAAGAACUUGUUAAUAUUUUAUGUGUUUAUAAGGACAAAUGUGAUAUUUUAGUCAGUUACUUUUAUUCAGAAAUAGUUGUCUUCCUCUUCCUGUGCUUUCCACCAUGGCUAGCAUAUUUAAAAGCUCUUUCCUUUUGUCCUUAAACUUUGCAAAGGUUGUAUUUUUUUCUUCUCUUGUGUCCUGAAGGAGACUCUAUUGCAAUUGUACCUAAACGUUGAACUUAUUUUCAAAAACAGCCUUCUUAUUGUAUCCAAUGCAGAAAGAGUUCCAUAAAAACGUGUACUAUUAGAAAAGUAAAGUAAGUAGUUACUGUUUUUUUAUACUUACUCCUGUGCAAAUAGCAGGUCCAGAGUUUGUACAUUUACAGCUCUACAUGUGUUUUUGUGGUGGAUUUUCUUCUGUUGUUUUUUUUCCUCCCUUCCCCAAUUCUUUGUAUGUAUGGGCUCUCAUGAGGGCAUUAUGAGGGCAACCUCAUGAAGUUUGCAACAGGCUUCAUGUGAGUUUACUGGUAAGAAGUGUUGGGACCUGUAAGCUGUUCCUUUUUUUGUUGUUGUUUUAGUUUUUUGUUUAUUUUUUAAACAACACAAUCUACAAAAACCAUUCACAAGCUGCAUCACUUGUGUCUGAAUGUAGUGAUUUGUUUUGUGAAGUUUUAUUUUGAAGUACUGCUACCAUCUUAUUGGAAGAACAAUCUGAAAGGACUUAAUUGUGCCUUUACCACUGGACAUUCUUUUUUAAAAAAAAAAAAUUGUUUCUUUCAGCUCACAAGCAUUGUAAGCAAUUUAUAUAGAUUCUUUUUUAGCUUUUGCAAAAUAUACUUCAGUGUUGCAUUAUAGAAACUUAAUCAUUGAAUACAUUUUCAAAAUGUGCGUUUACUAUCAGUGAGGCCAAUUGUGGGGAAACGUGAAUGAAGAGAUUUAUCUCCAAAUCAGGUUCCAUUCUUGGAGGAUAAGAGAUUUAAGAGGCUUGAGGUAGUCAUCUUCCAGGCCAAAAACUAUUGAUAUUUUAGAAUUACUUCAAUGAUAUGAAAUUGUCUUACACUUUGUAUAAAAAGUUAUUUCCAAAAAUUAUUCUUUCAUCUAGUGUAGUCUUGUAAAUAGUUUAUACAAGCUGUCUACAGAGUAUGAUAGGAUGGAUAACCAUUAAUGAGAGACCUGACAAGUUUUAGCCAAAUUAUAUUCUAGUUAGUUUAGGUUGUAGGAUCCAUAUUUUGGCACAUUCAUAUCUGUACUUAGAAAAAGUCAGAAUCCUGCGUCUUUAGCACAGUUAAGUCUGCUUUAGAGAAUUUCUCCUGGACUUGGGCCUUCGAGGUCAAGGGUUGCUGGAGGUUAGGAGCGUCCAUCAGAAAAGAUGCAAAUCCAAAAUAGCUUUGAUUGGUUAGUGAAUCUAUAAAAUAAAUUCUUUAUCUGACUUGAUGAAUUUCCGGUUCUUGUUUCUGCUGGAAGUAUGCGUUUUUACCACUUAACUGAAAAUGCAUUCUACAGGGAGAAAAUUUUGUAAAGAAAUAAAUGUAUUCUAGGUUUUCAAGGACUGAUGAAGCUACUGAAAAAUAUAUUGACUUUUUCUCCUUUGAAUUGCAAGUGGCACAUUGCCUAAUUUUAAAAUCAAUUCCCAUGAAAUAAUGAUAAUUUCUGCUUUUUGAGUAGUGUAACUCUGUUUCCAGAGAUGCGUAUAGUAAAGUGAGUGACACUACUUUAUUUAUGCUUCUGUGAUUUAUAGCAAGAAUUAGAAAGGGAAUUAACCUGAACUGAAAGAAGAAAAAAUUUAAAGCUUUCCUGAAUUUUUAAUUUGGCCUUACAGGAAUGUCUACUGAAGUAUAAAUGGCUAUCAAUAGUAACAUUUUAUAAUGUGUAUAUGUUUGAGUAUACAAUAAAGAUAAGCAGGCAAUGAAAAUGUAGCUGACUAUGCUGUUUAUUACUGUAGAGUGAGACUAUCAGAAACCUAUUAUGUAUCUACUUUGAGCUGUUUUUUUCCACUGAAUGACAGGUUUCUAAAGUCUUUGGUGUUGCUGACAGUAGAGAGUAUUACAUGCACGAUCAGAACAGAUCACUGUAACUCCAUCUAAAUGCAAAUAGAUUUGCUCUGCAGAACUGAAUAUGGAAAUAAAUUGAUUGUAAUAUUUAAGGAAAGAAUGAACUGUAAGGGAGAUUAGUAAAGUCUCUGAAUAUCGAUCUUCAGGUAUAUUGCAUGUGUCAAGAAAUAUCUGAAUUCAGUUUAACAAGACCUAGGUUCAAACCCUCUUGCCCUACUCCUCCCCCUGCCUUUACGUCUUGGUUCUUCAUGGGAGGAGAAAACAUGGGUACGUUCUGAAAGGGCAGAGUUCCUGAAUGCUUCAAGAAUCAAAAUUUUUAUAAUUGUAAACAUGAAACACCUAGAUAAACUAUGCACCCAGAUGCACUGCAUUGUUAAGUCUAAACUUUGCUAGUGUCAUCCUCUGGAUGACCUGUUGACAGAUACUUAACUUAAAAGCCUAAAUUCCUUAGAUUAAAUGUGUAAAUUUGGGAUGAUGUGGUUACUUCAUCUGUCUUUUCAGUUGUGUAUUUGUGUGUGCACAUAUGUAUUGUGUAAGAACUCUAGUCAUACAAAUACAAAAUGUUGUUUCACUGAAGCAGAGUUGAUACAAAACAAUACUGAACACUGCUGGGGGAUUGUGAAGUUCCAGAUGGGUAAUAGGUGUACGUACUGUAUACAGAAUAUGAAAUUUAUUGAUGUGAUCUCAAUGUUACCUAUGUCUAUGUCUGACCCUAUGACAGACUUUCUUUUACCAUCUGCUACUAUAAGUUCCUGGAGUGCUUGCUAAGACAUGAAUAUAAUUCAACUAAUGAGAAAAGAAGGAAAAAAAGAAAGGCUAAUAGUAAAAUCCCAUGUAGAGAAACAAGAAUGUUGUUGCUUGGGUCCUGACUAAGCAUGUUUACAUUCACAUUUUGUUUUUGUGAAUAUUUGAUUUAUAAAGGAUGUCUGUGUAACAGAAAGGAGUUGUAGGAACUGAAACUGUACUGUUGCAAGUGCAAUGGAGUUUUGAAAUAUACUGGCUUCAAAGGUGAAAGCAGGAUAGCAUAAGGCUAACCUUUAUAUGAUUUACCUUUCACGAGUUUAUAUUUACACAUGAUAUUGUUUCCAGUUCUGAAAGAAACUAUAUGGGGGUAUAUCUAAUACUCACAGCAAACUUAAAUGUAUGGUUAGAUGGUUAUAGAUAGUUAUAUCCUCAGUGUAGCACACCACUACAGGAAAGUGGGCAGUAAGAGGCAGAGCAAGCUUUAGCACCCUUCAGGUAGUAACUGUGAGCAUCUAGGCAGAAUUUUUCAAAUUUGCCAAAGAGACUUAAACAGCCAUCAGCCUCCCUCAGAUGGAUUUGAAAAGCUUAACCUGAAGGUUUGCCUGGCCAGGGAGCUCUCCAUGGUGCUCCUGACACCAAGCCUCUCCCUGCAAUGUGCCUGGCAGUGUCUGUGUGAGCUGGUAGCAAUGUAUGUAGAGUAAGGAGGUCUUUAACUCAACUCCAAAAUGUCUUUUAACUCCACCUGUCUUGGAAGUUGUCAUUUGAGUGAGACUAGGUCCUAAUUCACAGUUGCAGUUAAGAAUUAGUGUCUGAAACGCAGCAUGUGAAGAAAAUGGUUUCAUUAUGCAUGUUCAUCAAGUCAGUGAGGGAAGGUAUGAUUGCAGUAAUUUAAACACUAAUGAACAAGGCAUUUAGCAGUGCACACUGAUGUAGGCUAUGUAAUUAGUUAGAGUCUUAAAUUAAAUGGCAUUGUCAGUGUCUUACAAAGUUCUCAAGAAGUACUUACUGGUUUUCAACACAUAGCUUUUGUAUCUGUGCAAUGAACAAACUUUUUAUAAGUUUUCUUAAAUCUUGACUAAAAAAUGUGUGUUUUGUAAGAGCACUUGUUGCAACUGCACUUCUUUCAGCGUGACAAAGCUAUGAGUAAUUAUUUGGGUUGUAUGAGACACUGGAAAUACCAUCUUUGAAGUUGUUUUUUGGUGACUGGUGAAAAUAUUUUCAUUGACUUUGAAGAAGCACAGCGCAUUCCAACUUGUGAUGGUUUUGUUUCUGGGCAAAGUUUUGAGUUACUUUGUUGUGUCAUUGAAAGAAAUGCUCAGUAAGACAUUCUUAGCUGUAUUCAAUGUUUACUUGGUUGACGCUGUCUCUAAAGUAUUCACGAUAUAAGGGAUUAAUCUUGCAUAUUAGUGGGCUUUGUUUUGUUCAUUAUCUUUUUCUUUUUUAAUGUAUGUUGUUCCCGAAUACCCUUUUCUGAAGGAUCCUGCUCAUCCCCAUUUCGUGUUGGCAGAAAACAUCCCACUUAUAUUUUCUUUUAAAUAAUUAGUGUUUCUUCUUUAAAAAAAAAAUAGGGAAAUCAUUUUCCUCCAAUAUAAACAGCAACUUGUGAGACAGCAAAUCAAAUAUUCGGUUUAAUAUUUUUGAACAGUGAGCAUAAGGUCUAAAUAUUGUUUUCCAUUGUUCUUGUAUUUGAAUUUCUGGCAGAAGUGCAGAUGGAUUUGGGUCUGUUCUUGUAAAAUGCUAAGUAUUCCAUGGCUGUUACAAUACCUGCUUCAUAUGAUAUUUAAUAUGUAUCUUCACAAGUUUAUUGAUGUUCCAUGUUUUUAAAUGAAAUGUUCAUUCAUGUAUUUAAAGUGAUUAGUUUUGUCUGCACUGCAUUUAUUAUGUUUGCCUUGCCCUUCAGUAUACUUAAUAUUUGUUUGUGACCAUCCAAUGUUUUGUGUUUUGUUUUAGCAGAAUGCCUGGGUUUGUGUUUUAUUUGAUAUAUUAACAUUAUUUUAAAGUCUUAGUUCUGUUUUCAUCAAUAAUUGUAAAUCACCACCUGAUGCUAAUUUGCCACUUGUUAACAAUAAAGUGAAUAUGCCAAUAAAACUUCUUGAAAUGCA